GGUCAUAAAAUUGGCUCGGAACAGUCUAAAAGCCGCUAUGGUUUUAUGUAGCGGUUGGCGUGCGACCGAGGCGGUUAACCGUUUGAGCUGAUCGAGCCGCUCGUCCGGUUUUUGCCACUCAGCCACUUAAUUUAACUAAAAAAAUUGCAGAAAAUUGAAAUAAACCAAAAACGUCGGCCUCUUAAACUGAAUCCUUAUUUCCAUUUCACAAUUUUGAAGGAAAGAGAUGAGCUCUGAUUAAGAAAUGUCCAAUAUUUUUACUGAUAACGUUUAUUAGGUACCGAUUCUUUAACGAUUUUUAAAUGGUCUAAUACCGGUUGGACCACUAAAGUGCAAGCCGUUCGCAUUACCGGGUUAUGUUCCAGUUCGGUUAUGACAACAUUGGGUCUGACUAUCCCGCUACCGCAUAACUUCCCGCUGGGAAGAAUGAUUGCGCCGGAGGAGAUGAAGGCUGCAGUGAUGGCCACGGGUCCGCUCAAAGCCCCGGGCUUGGACGGGCUAAAUCCUAUUUUCUUUCAGAGAUUUUGGGAUCUGGUAUCACCUACUGUGUGUGAUUUCGCAACUAAAUGCUGGGCGGAUCCCAUGACAAAUAAGGAGCUUAAUGUCACAAUAAUUGUCCUCAUACCGAAGGUUCCUCGCCCGGUGCAGAUUAAGCAGUUUCGGCCGAUAAGCUUGUGCAAUGUGGGAUAUAAAAUCAUUACCAAGUGCCUAGCAGAGACUCUCAAGCCGUUGAUGCCCAAACUUGUGCAUGAGACUCAGACGAGUUUUGUGGCAGGAAGGCAUAUACCUAACAAUAUUUGUAUUUUGCAGGAGGUAGUCCAUUCGAUGCGAGCAAAAACAGGACAGAGGGGAUGGAUGGCUAUUAAGGUGUACUUGGCCAAAGCUUAUGAUUGCAUCCGUAGGAGCUUUGUCCAUGAUCCUCUCCAGGCAGUAGGGCUCCCACCCUCAUUCACGGAUCUCACUAUGCAGUGUAUCACUUAUGCUAGAAUGCGUAUCCAGUGGAACGGGGGAUUGACAGACCAGUUUACACCAUCCGGAGGGCUGCGACAAGGCUGCUCGCUCUCCCCGUACAUAUGCGCUCUUUGUAUGGAUAGGCUCAGUCAUAUGAUCCGCGUAGCAGUCGAGGAAGGAGAAUGGAUGCUUCAAACUGGUAGCGGCAGGGCCAAGCUUGUCUCACCUGUUUUUUGCUAAUGAUCUUAUUCUUUUUGGGGUAGCUGGUGACUCGCAGGACCAAGUGAUUAAUGAGACGUUUGCUGUGUUUGGUGAAGCAUCUGGCCAACAAAUCAGCAAGCCAAAGUCAAGAGUUUUCUACUCCAAGAAUGUUCAAAAUAACCUAGCCGCAGCUCUUAGCAAUAGCCUAGGGAUCCGGAAACAAAGAACCUAGGUAGAUACUUGGGCGUCCCGGUGAUUCACAUCGAGUAUCGAAUGAAACCUUCCAGGAGAU
Molecule: messenger RNA, 1444 nt
Organism: Linum trigynum
Lineage: Eukaryota; Viridiplantae; Streptophyta; Magnoliopsida; Malpighiales; Linaceae
Source: the annotation of a GenBank genome assembly